This is a messenger RNA of Porites evermanni, 1455 nucleotides long. Lineage: Eukaryota; Metazoa; Cnidaria; Anthozoa; Scleractinia; Poritidae. The record is from the annotation of a GenBank genome assembly.
AUGGAUAUAAAGACCUUGCUGGACAAUCUUCAUGAUGAAGUAUCCUGCUCUGUGUGUAUGUGUACAUUCACUGAUCCAAAGCAGUUGCCUUGUUUGCACAGUUUCUGUCUUCACUGCCUGAACGGAAUUCAACGAACGAACGGCGUCCAUGGCAAAAUUACAUGCCCCGAGUGCAGGAGACAGUUUCAGAUUUCUGGAAGUGGAAAUCCCAGCGAACUUCCCACCAAUUUUCGAAUAAACAGCCUGCUAGAUGUCUUGGUAAUAAAAGAGUGUAGUACAGCUAACGUGAAGUGUGGAAACUGCGAUAAAAGGAGUGCCCACACUUCGUAUUGCUUCCAGUGUUGUUCCUUCUGGUGCGAGAAAUGCAUUGUAGGACAUGACAUGAUGCGUGCUAACAACGAACACAGAACGCUAGCACUAAAAGAUUUUCAAGAUCAAGACAUCAAGGCUGUAUUAGAGCGACCAGCAUUUUGUCAGAAGAAACACCAUGAAAAAGAAGAGCUGAAGUUCUUUUGCAAGGGCUGUAAAGUCGCCAUUUGUAACACUUGUGCUGUAACACUUCAUGAAGGUCAUGGUAAGAUGCCCUUGCAAGAAGCUACUGAUGAGCGUAAGACACAGAUUAACUCCAUGAUUCGAUCUUUGAAAGACAAAGUACUGGAAAAACAAAAGGAAGUCGAACAAUUCAACCAAAGAAGCAUCGCAUUUCAAUCGAAAGUAGCCGAGGUAAAAAACCAAGUGCAGUCUUGUGUAGACCAAAUUAUUGCAAUCAUCGAAGAGAGAAAACAAGAUGUUUUUGAUGAGAUUGAUAAUCAAGAGAAAAAAUCACUGGAAUCUCUCUCACAGAAAAAAGACAAAGUUGAAAAUCAAGUGAAAUUAAUUAAAUCAGCAAUUGAAGAAACUGAAACUCUGUUAAAACGAAGCUUUAGUACUGAAAUUCUGGGAUUCAGUGAAACAUAUGAUUCAAUCCUACAGGAACAGAGCGCCCAAGAAAACCGUGACGGCACUGAAUGUAUUCCUCGGUUAAGUUUCACUAAAAGUGAAGAACUGAUUAACCUGUUGAGCAUGAGCGAGGGGAUAGGUAAAGUAGAAAUUGUUUUUAGCGAAACUAUAGAGCAACAAUCAGGAGCUAAAGGUAACGAAACUAGUAAAGUAAUUGUUGUGAAUAAAGGGGCAAAUGUUCAUGACAGUCCUCUUGAGACUCAGGUACAAACUAGGCGCUUCAUAUCUGUGCUAGCAUUUGCCAAAAAGGGUGAGUCUAUUGGAAUGCUUUAUUGGCCUUUGGGUGUGGCAGUAAAUGAUCAUGAUGAAAUUGCUGUGACUGAAUACCGUAACCACAGGGUUUCAGUGUUUAGUAGUGACGGUACCCACUUAAGAUCCUUUGGUAGGAAGGGUAAGAAUAAUGGUGAGUUGCAGUAUCCUGCAGGGAUCGCUUUGAUAGUCAUGGUAAUAUUGUAG